CUGAUUGGCUGCGGCGAAGCCUCGCGGGCCGGUGGCUAUGGAGGCGGCGGCGGUUGAUGGUUGACCGUUGGCUCCAGGGUAGGGGUCGCCGCUUGGGCGAUCCGCUCAAACCAGACCAGAGCGCGUGGGCUGCUAACGCUCGGCCUGGAGCCGGCGGGCGAGACCUAGUUGGGCUCCGCCAUGCCGGCUGGGAGUAACGAGCCGGACGGCGUCCUCAGCUAUCAGAGACCAGAUGAAGAAGCUGUGGUGGAUCAGGGUGGGACCAGCACAAUUCUCAACAUUCACUAUGAGAAAGAAGAGUUGGAAGGUCAUAGAACUCUGUACGUGGGGGUCCGGAUGCCCCUGGGCCGGCAGAGCCAUCGGCACCACCGAACCCAUGGCCAGAAGCACCGGAGACGAGGGCGGGGCAAAGGAGCCAGCCAGGGGGAGGAAGGCCCAGAGGCCCUGGCCCAUGACACACCAUCUCAGCGCGUUCAGUUCAUUCUCGGCACCGAGGAGGAUGAAGAGCAUGUGCCCCACGAGCUGUUCACAGAGCUGGAUGAGAUCUGUCUGAAAGAGGGGGAAGAUGCCGAGUGGAAGGAGACAGCCAGGUGGCUGAAGUUUGAAGAAGAUGUUGAGGACGGGGGAGAACGCUGGAGCAAGCCUUACGUGGCAACCCUUUCACUGCACAGCCUCUUUGAGCUAAGGAGCUGCCUUAUUAAUGGAACGGUCCUUCUGGAUAUGCGUGCGAAUAGCAUAGAAGAAAUUUCAGACCUGAUCCUGGACCAGCAGGAACUGUUCAGUGACCUGAAUGACAGCAUGAGGGUUAAAGUACGCGAAGCCCUUCUCAAAAAGCAUCACCAUCAGAAUGAAAAGAAGAGAAAUAACCUCAUUCCCAUUGUUCGGUCCUUUGCUGAGGUUGGCAAGAAGCAGUCUGAUCCACAUUCAAUGGAUAAAAAUGGUCAAACUGUGUCUCCUCAGUCCGUUCUGACUACAAAUCUUGAAGUGAAAAAUGGAGUGAAUUGUGAACACAGUCCAGUGGACUUAAGCAAGGUGGACCUUCAUUUCAUGAAGAAAAUUCCCACCGGGGCAGAGGCCUCGAACGUCCUGGUGGGAGAGGUGGACUCUCUGGACCGGCCCAUUGUCGCCUUUGUGAGGCUGUCCCCAGCUGUCCUUCUCUCAGGCCUGACAGAAGUGCCCAUCCCGACAAGAUUUUUGUUUAUCCUAUUGGGUCCAGCAGGGAAAGGUCAGCAAUACCACGAGAUUGGCAGAUCCAUGGCCACCAUCAUGACAGAUGAGAUUUUUCAUGAUGUGGCAUAUAAGGCAAAAGAGCGUGAUGAUCUCCUGGCGGGGAUUGACGAGUUCCUAGACCAGGUGACGGUGCUCCCCCCAGGGGAGUGGGACCCCUCCAUUAGAAUUGAGCCACCCAAAAACGUCCCUUCCCAGGAGAAAAGGAAAAUGCCUGGAGUUCCAAAUGGAAAUGUCUGCCACAUAGAACCAGAACCACACGGAGGCCACAGCGGGCCAGAACUUCAGCGUACCGGGCGGCUCUUUGGGGGCUUGGUGCUGGAUGUCAAGCGGAAGGCCCCCUGGUACUGGAGCGACUACCGGGAUGCACUCAGCUUGCAGUGUUUGGCCUCCUUUCUGUUCCUGUACUGUGCCUGCAUGUCGCCUGUCAUCACCUUUGGGGGGCUGCUCGGAGAAGCCACUGAGGGACGCAUAAGUGCAAUUGAAUCCUUGUUCGGAGCCUCCAUGACUGGGAUUGCCUAUUCCUUGUUUGCCGGACAGGCUCUCACCAUCCUGGGAAGCACUGGGCCAGUGCUUGUGUUUGAAAAGAUUUUGUUCAAAUUCUGCAAAGACUACGCUCUUUCAUACCUCUCCCUGCGAGCUUGUAUCGGACUGUGGACCGCCUUCCUGUGUAUUGUCCUUGUGGCAACUGACGCCAGUUCCCUUGUCUGCUACAUUACCCGCUUCACUGAAGAAGCCUUUGCCUCCCUGAUUUGUAUUAUUUUCAUCUAUGAAGCAAUAGAAAAGCUGAUUCACCUGGCAGAGACCUACCCCAUCCACAUGCAUAGCCAGCUGGACCACCUUAGCCUGUAUUACUGCAGGUGCACUGUCCCAGAGAACCCAAACAACCACACCUUACAGUACUGGAAGGACCACAACAUCGUGAUCACGGAAGUGCACUGGGCCAACCUGACUGUUAGCGAGUGCCAGGAUAUGCAUGGCGAGUUCACUGGCUCUGCGUGCGGCCACCAUGGACCCUAUACUCCUGAUGUGCUCUUUUGGUCCUGCAUUCUCUUCUUCACCACCUUCAUCCUCUCCAGCACCUUGAAGACAUUUAAGACAAGCCGCUACUUCCCAACCAGAGUCCGCUCCAUGGUGAGUGACUUUGCUGUUUUCCUCACCAUCUUCACCAUGGUGAUUAUUGACUUUUUGAUUGGAGUCCCAUCACCAAAGCUUCAAGUUCCCAGUGUGUUCAAGGUAAACAGAUCUCAGCCAACAAGGGAUGAUCGAGGGUGGAUUAUUAGUCCCAUCGGCCCCAAUCCCUGGUGGACUGUGAUAGCUGCAAUUAUCCCAGCUCUUCUCUGCACUAUCUUAAUAUUCAUGGAUCAGCAGAUCACAGCUGUCAUCAUUAACAGGAAGGAACACAAACUCAAGAAAGGAUGUGGCUACCACCUGGACCUGCUGAUGGUGGCCAUCAUGCUGGGUGUCUGCUCCAUCAUGGGCCUGCCCUGGUUCGUGGCUGCAACUGUCCUGUCCAUCACACAUGUGAACAGCCUCAAACUGGAAUCUGAGUGCUCUGCCCCCGGAGAACAGCCCAAAUUCUUGGGUAUUCGAGAACAGAGAGUGACAGGCCUCAUGAUCUUUGUGCUGAUGGGCUGCUCAGUGUUCAUGACAGCUAUAUUAAAGUUCAUCCCGAUGCCAGUCCUCUAUGGAGUUUUCCUCUACAUGGGAGUGUCUUCACUGCAGGGGAUUCAGUUCUUUGAUCGUCUGAAGCUCUUUGGGAUGCCUGCCAAGCACCAGCCGGACUUCAUCUACCUGCGGCACGUGCCGCUGCGCAAGGUACACCUCUUCACCCUCAUCCAGCUGACCUGCCUCGUCCUGCUCUGGGUCAUCAAGGCGUCUCCAGCUGCCAUCGUCUUUCCAAUGAUGGUUUUGGCCUUGGUCUUUGUCAGGAAAGUCAUGGAUCUCUGUUUCUCUAAGCGUGAGCUGAGCUGGUUAGAUGAUCUCAUGCCUGAAAGCAAAAAGAAGAAGUUGGAUGAUGCCAAAAAGAAGGCCAAGGAGGAAGAGGAGGCUGAGAAAAUGUUAGAAAUGGGAGGAGACAAGUUCCCCUUAGAGAGCAGGAAGUUACUGAGUAGUCCUGGAAAGAACAGCAGUUUCAGGUGUGACCCCUCUGAGAUUAAUAUAUCUGAUGAAAUGCCGAAAACCACAGUCUGGAAAGCUCUCAGUAUGAAUUCUGGAAACACAAAGGAAAAGAGUCUCUUCAACUAAAAGUCUUUGCUGGGCUGGAGGCUGUGGGCCGUGAGGUGCCUCAGGGAAGUUCUGGUUACAGAGAAGAUGGCGCGUCUCCUUGAGAAGGGAGCCCAAGCCUGGCCCUGUCCUUGGUCCUGUCCAAGCCAUGCCGAGCCUUCAGUUAUUCAUGAUGGGCGUCGGAGGGCAUCGUCAGGUGUGAGCGUGGAAGCGGAAGUCUACCUCCUGUUGGCACUUCUCUUCCUUCUCUUUCUCUUCAGAACCGCCACCAUUGAAGACCCAGCUUCCCAUUUUCCAGACAUUUCCUCUGAAACCCUCUGCUGGCCUGCUGAGCCAUACGGAUCCAUUCUGCCUCUGAGGAUUGCCUCAGGGAGGUCCCUCUUCCCCCAGGAUGAGGUCGGGGAGUGGAAGGCGAGCAGAGAAGAAAGGGAAGCCUCUCCAGUUCCAGGGCGGUUGCAGGCUCCUGGGCAGCCCUGAGCCUUGGUUUGGUUGCCUACUCUGGGGGAUGCUGGUCAGACCCAGAGGCUGUCAGGAGGGUCUGCUCCUAGGCGGGGCAGUGCCCUGAGCAUGGGCAGCGCCCACCGCUGCAGCCAGAAGAUGCCUCUGACCCGGGCGCAUCUUCAGCGCUCCCUAGCAGCAGCCUGCAGAACUCAGCCAGAACCUUGGAUGAUGAAGGGGCCAAGGGGGACACUGGAGUUGCUUAGCUUAGACAGGAAAAGGCUCAGGGGGACAUCAGUCAUGAUGAGUGAGGAUGAGCAGCUGCUCUCGGUGUUGUUGAUAGAAAAAGAACGAACCUAAAUUGCUACAGAAGGAAGUAGUUUAGAUACCAGGAAGGACUUCCUAGCCUGAAGAAUGGUCAUGGUGUCUGCUUUCUAGGUACCUGGGAAAGGUUUGAUUGUAGUUGUUUGUGAGUAGAAAGGGAGAUGAGGUGUUUUUAUUGGCCGUGUUGUGGAAACACCCGUGUCUUGCUGCUGUCCCUUAAAGACACAUUCCGAUUCCCCUCCUGGAGAGAUCCAGGGGCUUACGUAAUGUCUCCUUAGCUGCCUUAGUAGCAAACCAUCCUCAACUCAAUGGACCAAACCACCUUCAGCCGUGUGGUUGCUUCAUCAUCGUGAGGGUUUUUUGUGGACAACUAUUCUGACUUUCAGAUGUAAAAAGCCACAUUGGGAAAUGGACUGUAAGUGGUGAAAUUAAUUUUGGUAUUUAGUUUAAAACUAUAGUUUUCGUCUUCUCUGUUGCAGUGACUAGUGAGGGUUUGGGCUCCAAUGUGUAUAGACUUUCCCUUCCUUUGUGCACAGAACGUGACUAGCAAGCAUGUCGGUACCCAGGGAAUCGGAUCAGCUCAGUUUCCAUCCUAGAAAAUAGUUAUCCAGUGGGACUCUCGGUGUGUGCUCCUUUCAUAGGUGAAGAGUUGGCUACAUAACUUCUUGGAGUUUGGUAUUCUUUAGACGACAAAAAUAGAUCAGUCUAUUCUAGGCUUAUUCUUAAGGACCUUUGAUAUUGAAGGAAUCCUGCAUUUCUUUCAUAUUUCCCUAUCUCCUGGAGCCACAGUUAUUUUAAUACACAGAUGAUUUUCAAAAUAUUUAACAACUGGUACGGGAUGGACACCAACCAUUCAGAAUGGAUGCCUGCUGUAAACUACCAGUAGGUAUGGCCGUACCAGUGCCACUGGCUGAACGUCACGCUGCUUUCAAAUAUUAAAAUGAUAUCCCUUUGAAUUGUGGGUAUUGUUCCUGGUUUGUCUGAUUUCUACCCACCAGGCUGUUUUAGGGACAACCUCGGCUUCCUUUUCUAUGGUGCAGACAGGAACAGGCAUGCUUCUUUGAACUCUAUGGGCAUUAAAAUCUUUGCGAGCCAAAGCUUCACAUUUUAUCACUUUAGCAUUAAUGUAAUAAUCAUCAUACCCACCUACCUGCCCAUUUAGAAAAAAAUCGAAAGGCAACCCGUCAAUGGGAAAAGCUUUCUUGCUAAUCUUCCCUGUCCCUCUCUGGCUGCUUCCUUGAGCCUGCCUCCUUUUUCAUCUUCUCUGUUCCCUUAGAACAAACCCUUACCUUCCUCCACCUUCCUCCCCCAUCUUUUCUUACUGCCUCCGCUCCCAUGUCGCAGCCUCAGUGUGGCUGAAAGGCACAGAACGGGAAAGAAUACAUCAUGUGACAGAACUAGGUGACAGUUCAGCGCACCUCACACACUGAGGUCUUGUGGUGCCCUGUGCCACCAGGUUUCUGGAGAGUGGGGGACCUGUCUUUGUUAACUCGGCGUAGUGCAUGCGCCCCGAGCCAGACCCUCCCAGGUUACUGCACCUUCAGAAGGUUGGCUUGGAAAGGCUGGGCCAGUCUUUAGGCUCUUAGAUUUCCCUCCAGCAGUAGGUGGCCUCAUCUGUGCCGCACGUUGGUGGUAGGAGCAUUCCCUACUCUUCCUCACUCGUCUUUCCCACGUCCCACCCAGCACUCCACCUCAGUCCUGGCUGCUUCCUUGUUCAGGUCUGCGGCCAUGACCAUGGGUGGCAGAGUUAAGCUGGGUGGUCUGUAGGGUAGGAAACUGGGAGUGAUGGUGAAGAGACAGCCACAUGUGUGUAUGUGUGUGUGUCUGCAUGUGUGUUUAUCAGCAGAUGAAUGUGGACCCAUGAGAUUUCAGCGCUGUUAUUAAACAGCCUCAUGCACCUAGACUGUGGGGAUAUUAAAAGGUUUAAUAAGGUUAUUCUCCCACUUAAGGCGUCCCUUCUCUACUCUGACGGAAUAGCUUGAGGGCAAAUACAGGCACAUUAGUCUUGAAAAAGGUGUUUCCACUCAACAUUACAGAGAAACUGAUUGAGGAGUAGAAAGCAAGGCAGGUAGUUAGGGAAUUUCUGCACCAAGGCUUGUUUGGGCCAGAGAAGUGGGCCACCUCUUUUAGGACAAGGGGAGAUUUCAAGAAUAGUUUGAGUGUUGGCAGGCCAAUGCCCUGGUAGGUUGGUAGUGUAGAAGAAGGGAGGUGGGGAGGCCAGGGAUUUAAGAAAGUGAUGGUGAGUGGAAUCUCAGUUCUAAGGGGAAGAACUGGCAUCACUAAGUGGGUGGGUUCCUUCCCAGCCCUUGACUUAGAGAAGAGUUGGUCUAGGGAGAAGGUGAAGGCCAGCAGAAAUAUGCUGUGAAACUGCCAAAUAUGUUUGGUUGCAGAAAAUGCAGGCUAGCUCCUUUUAGGUAUAUAUGACUUCAGACUUCUGCUAUUGGAGUAUUUGGGAGAGCUGGUUCUUGCUGCACACAGCUCCUAUUCCUAUAUCCUUGUUCAUACGCAUUUGCCUUUGGGGUAGAGAGGUAGGGAACCAUAUAUUUUCAAAAAAUGUUAUAAAUAGUCUCUAUUUGUCUGGAAUAUGACUGGCUUUUCAAUUAGUCAUAGGUGUUUGAUAAAACAUCUGGUAUACGCCAAGUCUUAGAUGUGGUUGACAUCUCAGGCUAUGAUAAACGCGACCUUCAAGAGGUCUCUGGUUUGGGGAAUCUGGUUUCUGGUCAUCCAAAAAAAGAAUUCCCAGUUCUACUUUAUUUUCCACCUACACAGCGCUCUGGACUUCCGUCUUCAUGGAGGAAUUGGCCAUUCUCCCUGAAAUUCCUCUGUCAAUGUCAGUGUCCAUGUUUGGAGUCGCCAGGCUUUCCUGAAGCUUAGGAGAAAGCUUGAGCUCAGGGUCCGUGGCUUUCAUUUUAACCAGCAUCACACAUACUAUCCGGUCUGUUCUCUCUGCUACUUUAUCAGCUGCUCUAAAUGUCUUCUUUCCAUGGAGAGUUAGCACCUCCUCCAAGGAUUUUUAAGCAAUCUCUGCUAGUCUGUUACCGCAUUUCCCCAGACUUCUCAGGUUUCCCAGCUGCAUCCUGGCAGGACACUGAGCAUGCACUGGAUGUCUUCAGCCGUCUUGUCUUCCUCUGGUUGUAGCUCUCAGGCCUCCUGUAAGGUCAAAAUCCCUCCUCCUGGCCCUGGGCUGACCAAAUGUGACAUCAUCCUCAGUUUUCCCCCUUUUACUGACCCAGCUUUUUCAAGCUCCCUUUCCCCUCCUUUCUGCCUUUUCCUCCAUCUUUCAAGUUCUCUUUGGAAAGAAAAGGAGUGCUUGGUCACAGGUCCUUCACUGCCAGUUGGAGGUGGUGGGAGAGGUGAGGAGCCUGGCUGGUUCUGGAGCUUCUCAAAAAGGGGACUUGGUGGUUAUUUGCCUUAUUUAGAAUGAGGGACAAAGGAUUCACAAGCCCUCAGGCUCAUCCGUGUUUCAGCGUAUGAGAAAGACAUUCCAAACCCAAAUCGAAGGGAUUUUUUCUACCAAAUCUACUCUUUAUGAUUCUUGGUGCCCUUGGUGUCUUGUAUUAAUUACAGAGAAUGCCUAGUUGGCCCAGUUCGCAUUUCUUUACCAGAAAGGAGGCUAAUCUUCAUCACCAAAAGAAGUGUGAAGUCACUGUAUUGCUUGAAGCUGAAAAGAGGAAAAGGAGGGUCAUGUGAAUCUUUUUAAUGGGAAAAUUCAGAAAGUGGAAUGAUUCCUCCCGAGGCCUAACUCGUAGGAGAUUCUGUGCGCAAAGGGAAUGAAAUGGUUUUUCUGAUCCUUCUAAAAAGAAAAAGGAUAGCGUUUUCUUAAACCCAGCCCACUUUCAGCAUUGGAGAAAACAGAAUUCUUCUGUCUUGUCCAAUGGCAUUAGUAUUUCUGAGAGAGAGAGAGAAAGCGACCACCCACAGCCUGCCCGAGCCCAGCAGCAAUCAGCAGAGUUUGGGCUGUUCUCAGCAGCUUCGCAGUUGACUCCAGCAUGCAGGGUUUUCACACAAGCAAUAACGUUGGAAACAGAAGUACCAAACUGAAUGUGCAACUACUCCUUUUGCAAAAGAGGCCAAAAUCCUCCUCCCCGCACCUCCCUCCUGUGUUCACUCCUCCAAGAUGAUAAUAAGCCUCCCUCUCAUCUGUCUGUGUCUGUCUGUCUGUCUGAUUGGUUAGAUACAGCCGCCCUCCCAAGCAAAUGGUGUUGAGUGGAGAGCAGAGCAACCUUCCCACGGAAGGGACCACUUGAGGUGCUGGUACAUUUCCCUCGUUUUCUAUGUUCUUUCUAGUAGGUCUCCUGUAGAGAUAGAGAUAUUUUUGUUUUAGAGAUUCCAAAGUAUAUAUUUUUAGUGUAAGAAAUGUACCCUCUCCACACUCCAUGGUGUAAAUAGAACAAGAGCCAAUGCGUCGUAGUGCUAAUCCCGUAGCGAGCUGCGGUAGGAACAGGCCCCCCCCACCCCCGCCCCACCCCCGACCACCAAGUCUCAUGGUCUGUGUGAACCAGCGGAGGUGAUGGUGACACCUCUGCCUGCCCAGACCUUCCUGUGCUCAAUGGGUGACAAAUAAAAUCUGUGUAACUGUUCA
Molecule: messenger RNA, 8797 nt
Organism: Sus scrofa (pig)
Lineage: Eukaryota; Metazoa; Chordata; Mammalia; Artiodactyla; Suidae
Gene: SLC4A8
Product: solute carrier family 4 member 8
Biological process (GO): bicarbonate transport; transmembrane transport; monoatomic anion transport
Cellular component (GO): plasma membrane
Molecular function (GO): monoatomic anion transmembrane transporter activity; sodium:bicarbonate symporter activity; solute:inorganic anion antiporter activity
Source: RefSeq, a predicted model, not a curated record